Messenger RNA from Nannospalax galili (Upper Galilee mountains blind mole rat), 4036 nucleotides. RefSeq names its product acyl-CoA dehydrogenase family member 11 (gene Acad11). Gene Ontology annotation, molecular function: oxidoreductase activity, acting on the CH-CH group of donors; flavin adenine dinucleotide binding. The transcript has 21 exons. The record is from RefSeq and is a predicted model, not a curated record. Gene Ontology annotation, cellular component: mitochondrion. The coding region runs from base 183 to 2522 and encodes 779 amino acids. Lineage: Eukaryota; Metazoa; Chordata; Mammalia; Rodentia; Spalacidae.
UCUUUUUUCAGUCGGACUUGAGGGGUUUUUCCGCCGGACCGUACGCUGAAUCUGAAUGUGGAACAAAUCCCUGCGGCCUUGUUCGUCUUUGCAACGAUUAUGACUUUGUUUUCUACAAAAUAGAGGCCUCCAGCCCUGGCGCUGAUAGGAAAUCCUAAGUCUGGUCCUGCACUGUAGCAGUCAUGGAGGUGGAUGUCACCAGCGACACCGUCGAAGUGUUGCCCCAGCACCAGUUCGACCGCAGGGCCCUGGAGGCCUACCUGAAUCAACACUUACCUGGCUUUGGGGCAGAUCCUGGGGCUGUGCUGACUGUUACUCAAUUCAGAUCAGGACAGUCCAAUCCAACAUUUUUCCUGCAGAAGGGAUCUCAAGCAUAUGUCCUCAGGAAGAAACCACCAGGCUCGCUUCUUCCUAAAGCACACAAGAUUGAUAGAGAAUUUAAAGUCCAGAACGCCUUGCUUUCUGUUGGAUUCCCUGUUCCUAGGCCUUUACUGUACUGCAGUGAUUCUGCCAUCAUUGGAACGGAGUUCUAUGUGAUGGAACAUGUGCAGGGUCGAAUCUUUCGUGAUUUUUCAAUUCCUGGAGUUAGCCCAGCAGAACGUGCAGCCAUCUAUGUGGCCACCAUAGAAACCUUGGCUUGGCUACAUUCACUGAACAUACAGUCAUUGAAACUGGAAGGAUAUGGUGUAGGUGUUGGGUACUGCAAAAGACAGGUAUCCACCUGGACAAAGCAGUAUCAAGCUGCAGCCCACCACGACAUCCCUGCCAUGGACCAGCUCUCCAAGUGGCUCAUGGGAAACUUGCCACAUGAUGACAACGAGGAGAGCCUGAUUCAUGGAGACUUCAAGCUAGAUAACAUCAUUUUCCACCCCAAAGAGUCUCGAGUUAUAGCAGUCCUGGAUUGGGAGCUUUCAACAAUUGGCCAUCCCCUGUCUGAUCUGGCUCAUCUUUCCCUGUUCUACUUUUGGCCAAGGACAAUACCAAUGAUAAACAGAGGCGCUCACAUUCAAGAAAACACAGGGAUACCAUUGAUGGAAGAGCUGAUUUCAAUAUAUUGCCGACUCAGGGGGAUUAGCUCAAAUCUUCCUAACUGGAAUUUCUUUCUGGCUCUUUCAUUUUUUAAAUUGGCUGGGAUAGCACAGGGAGUAUAUAGUAGAUAUCUCUUGGGAAAUAAUUCAUCUGAGGAUAGUUUUCUGACUACCAAUACUGUGCAACCUCUGGCAGAAACUGGAUUACAACUCUCAAAAAGAACUUUAAGUACUGCACUGCCACAGGCUGAUCCUAAGAGACAGUUGUUUGCGCAGAGUAGGAGGGGUCAGGAAGUUUUUACUAAGGUGAAGCAGUUCAUGAAACAACACAUCCUUCCAGCUGAAAAGGAGGUGUUAGCAUAUUAUGCUCAAAAUGAAAACUCAUCAGACAAGUGGGGACACCCUUUAGUGAUUGAAAAGCUAAAGGAAAUGGCCAGAGCAGAAGGCCUGUGGAACUUGUUUUUGCCAGCUGUGAGUGGUCUCAGCCAGGUGGACUAUGCCUUGAUUGCUGAAGAGACAGGAAAAUGCUUUUUUGCUCCAGAUAUUUUUAACUGCCAAGCACCAGACACAGGGAACAUGGAGGUGCUGCACCUGUACGGAAGUGAGCAGCAGAAGCAUCAGUGGCUGGAGCCCCUCCUUCGAGGGGACAUCACAUCUGCCUUCUGCAUGACAGAGCCCAGUGUCGCAUCAAGUGAUGCCACAAACAUUGAAUGCAGCAUCCAGCGAGAUGGAGACAGCUAUAUAGUUAAUGGCAAGAAGUGGUGGAGCAGUGGAGCUGGGAGUCCCAAGUGCAAAAUCGCAAUUGUUUUGGGAAGAACUGAAGGUGCUUCUGUGUCCAGACACAAACAGCACAGCAUGAUUCUUGUUCCGAUGGACACACCUGGAGUAAAAUUAAUAAGGCCUUUGUCUGUGUUUGGCUACCUGGAUAACAUGCACGGUGGACAUUGGGAGGUCCAUUUUAAUCAAGUGCGAGUUCCUGCUGCCAACCUAAUACUAGGUGAAGGCAGGGGGUUUGAAAUUUCCCAGGGCCGCCUGGGACCUGGCAGAAUCCACCACUGUAUGAGAACUGUGGGUUUGGCAGAACGCGUUCUGCAGAUCAUGUGUGACCGGGCAUUACAGAGGGAAGCCUUUAAGAAGAAACUGUAUGAACAUGAGGUUGUGGCUCACUGGAUUGCUGAGAGCCGCAUUGCCAUCGAAGAGAUCCGCUUGCUGACCUUGAGAGCUGCCUACAGCAUAGAUACUCUGGGCAGUGCUGCAGCCAAGAAGGAGAUUGCAAUGAUCAAAGUGGCUGCCCCCCGAGCUGUCUGCAAGAUCACUGACUGGGCCAUCCAGGUACACGGAGGGGCUGGUGUUUCCCAGGAUUACCCUCUGGCUAACAUAUAUGCCGUAAUCCGAACUCUGCGCUUAGCAGAUGGACCUGAUGAAGUCCACCUGUCAGCAAUCGCAAAAAUGGAGCUUCAGGAACAAGUCAGAGAGCUGACAGCCAGGAUGUGAAGCGGGGAGCACCGCCGGUCCUGCUGGUGGGCAGGCUCCUUCACAGCAUCCGCGCCAACAUUUGAGUCUCCUAUUUUUAGGGUGUUUGACCCCAAGGCCAGUUUCUCACUUGUGGUAAAGAUUUUAGCAUCUAUUUUGAUCACUGGGUUUGAUAAUAGGAAGGAUCACACAGGUGUGAGGUAAAUAAAUACUUUAAUUAUUGUCCCUGGGUCUUGUUCUAAUGGUUUAGCAUUUGCUUUAUUAAUCGGUGACUUACAAUGGGAUGACAGAGGGAUCUGUAGAGCCAUUUCUUUAACAUCGACAUAGAAAUUUUUUCACUUUGAUUUUCAGGAAUUACCCCAUGUAAACAAACAGCUCCAGGAAUAUUUCAUAUUGUUUUGAAAAUACAGUAUGUAGCUUUGACACUAUUAAUAUGUUUGGGGCGGGGGCAGCGGUUAGUUUAACACCAUGAGUAACAUUUGUAUUGAAGACAUAACUGGUGGGGUUGAUUGAGAAUUCCUGUAAUUAUUACAAAGCCUCUUCCAACAGGAAGCAUUUUUGUACGAAAUCUGAAUGCAGGUGAAAGAAAGUUUACAAGAAAAUGCCGCAUGUUAUAAGAAAAUAUAACUGAGACCACUUACAUUGCUUAUACAGUGCCUCUGAGAACAGGGAGCUCUUUGAGCUUCAUCGGAGGCCUUUAGCUCUGAAGAGGAUGCUCUGUUGUGAAUGCCGUUGUGUUAGCAGCACCCUGUGCCAUAGCUCUCAGUGCCUGCUUCUGUCGGUGCUGUGCCCUCAGUAGAGCUGGUGGCUCCCAUGACUCUCCAGAGGCACAAAAACCAAAGUUUUAGCUUAAAUACAGAUUUUUUAUUCAGUUAUUAUGAAAACUGUUAAGUAUGGUUGGAAUGACUUGGGUAUGUGAAUCUACUUUUUCAAGAAUGAAUGUUGUGAAAUCUCAGUCAAGAGAAGUAUUUUGAAUCAAAAUUUGACAUCCAAAUAAACAGUAAGUAUAAAAUACAUACUCGAUUUUGAAAACAGCAUGAAAAUAUUCAAAAUAUCUCAUUAAGGAGACCUUUUCAUAUUGGUUGCACAUUGAGAUUACUGGAAAUACUGAGUUAAAUGAAGUCUACCAAAGUCUUACCUGUCUCUCAUUAACAUUUAUGAAGUGAAUAUCAUUGAAAUAAUAUCUGGUAAGUUUUAAAUUUUUCAAAUGAAAGUAUUUUUAGUCCUGAAAAACCCUUAACUUUUUCAUCAGAAAGUAUGAAACAUGAUGUUAUGGACAGCCCAAAAUUCUGUUUUAAAUUUCUUCCUGGGGGUGUGGUAGGGCCUUGAGACAGGCCUGGGUUUAAAAGCCAAGUGUACUGUAUGGGCCUCUGCAACUUGUGCCACUGAGCCUUCGCCUCCCUCUACCUCCUUUUGAUAAAGUGGGAUUAACUUGAAUCACAGGGGACCUUUCCUGCUUGUGAGAAUCACUGGAGCCAUAUAGAAGCAGCUUGAAAUUUGGGAAGCACAAUAAAGUACUUUAUAAGAUCUCCUUA